AUGUGAUAGAGGUCGACACUGGAGAGCUUGCAAAAAGUGAGCGACUAUGGUUGCUUCAAAGUUAGUAGUGGCCUCUCUGAUACAAAUCCGCCCGCUAACGUGUGCCGCUUCUUCUUAUCCUGCGCGGCUGGUUUCGCAACCACCGGACCUCGUCAAGUGGGUGAAGAGGGAAGGUGGAUUCGUACACCGAGCUGUGACAAUAUCACAUGACUCCACCUACGGACUCGGCUUAGUUGCCUCUCAACAUAUCCCCAAAGGUUCUGAUCUAAUAGUCAUCCCUGAUCAUGUGCCAUUGAGGUUUCAAUCAGAAGGCGGAGAUGAUCCAGCUGACUCUAUUUUGGCCAAUUUGGCUCGUCGGAUUCCUGAGGAACUUUGGGCAAUGAAGUUGGGUUUGAAGCUUCUACAAGAAAGAGCAAAGGUUGGAUCCUUCUGGUGGCCAUACAUCAGUAAUCUCCCAGAAACGUACAGUGUACCGAUCUUCUUCUCUGGGGAGGAUAUAAAGAAUUUGCAAUAUGCUCCUUUUCUUUACCAGGUGAACAAACGAUGUCGUUUUCUUCUUGAAUUUGAGCGGGAGGUCAAAUCCUCUCUAGAAAAUGUUAAAUCAGAUGAUCACCCUUUUGGUGGCCAAGCUGUAGAUGCGUCCUCCCUUGGAUGGGCAAUGUCAGCAGUCUCAUCCAGAGCAUUUCGAUUGCAUGAUAAAAAGCUCCCAGAUGGAUCCCGUGAGGAUGUACCUAUGAUGCUUCCUUUAAUUGAUAUGUGUAAUCAUAGCUUCAAUCCAAAUGCCCGAAUUAUUCAAGAGCAAGAUGCAGGAAACUCGAAGAUGCUGAUUAAGGUUGUGGCAGAAAUGGAUAUUGAGCACAGUGAUCCUUUACUACUCAAUUAUGGUGGUCUGAGCAAUGAUCUAUUCCUUUUGGAUUAUGGAUUUGUGAUACCGUCAAAUGCUUAUGACCUUGUUGAACUCAAAUAUGAUGGAGCUCUUAUGGAUGCUGCAAGCAUGGCUGCUGGAGUAUCAUCAACCAACUUUUCUUCACCAGCACCAUGGCAGCAGGACCUUCUUUCCCAGUUAAAUUUGACUGGGGAAGCUCAAAACCUCAAGGUAAGCUUAGGAGGCCCUGAAAUCGUAGAGGGAAGAUUAUUGGCAGCCCUGAGAGCACUACUGACAAGUGACAUGGAAUCAGUUCAGAAGCAAGAUCUAAACACCCUUAAAUCUUUGUCAGCUGAAGCUCCUCUUGGAAUUGCAAAUGAGGUGGCUGUCUUCCGGACAAUCAUUGCCUUAUGCGUGAUUGCAUUGGAACAUUUCCCAACAAAGAUAAUGGAUGAUGAAGCCAUAUUGAAACAAGGUAUUUCAGCUUCCUCUGAAUUGGCCAUCCAGUACAGAAUCCAGAAGAAAUCCGUCAUUAUUGACGUAAUGAGUGAUCUCACAAGGAGGGUGAGGUUAUUAUCGUCGAAGGAAACAACUAGCAGCUAGUGAUAGUUGUGAAAGCAGGGGAAUAGGCUUGAUCACUGCUUGUUUGCAAGUUCAAAAGAUCAUAGUUAUGAUUACAUGAGUUAGCUCUAGCAUUUGUUUCUAUUUCUUUUUAAGUUGCUUUUUAUGGGCUUUAAGUAGUGGUAUUUUGGUAGGCUCUUAAAAAUUUGACCGAGUAACGAUGACAAGUGUGUAUUAUUAUUCUGGUUAUCUCUGCAUCAGUACUGGGUAAUAAUAUGGUACUAGAGGAUCGAAAUUACAGUUUUCAUCAAUUCUAUUGCGCUUGAAAUUA
This is a messenger RNA of Carica papaya (papaya), 1757 nucleotides long. Its product is annotated as Rubisco methyltransferase family protein. The record is from RefSeq and is a predicted model, not a curated record. NCBI's taxonomy places the organism in Eukaryota, Viridiplantae, Streptophyta, Magnoliopsida, Brassicales, Caricaceae. Gene Ontology annotation, biological process: peptidyl-lysine monomethylation. Gene Ontology annotation, molecular function: protein binding; protein-lysine N-methyltransferase activity.